AAAACUGAGAGUGGCGGUAUUGAGCUGUCAAUCAAACCGAAAGUAGAAAAGCCUAUAUAAACACACACUGAACACACACCAUUACUAAUCUGAGCCUUUAACAGUAAGCAUUAAUUGUCACUAAAUAAAGCAAAGUUGUUGUUUUUUAUCUUGCUGUAUCAAAACAUGGGCAUCUUCUUCUCCAACCUAUUCUCGCGUCUCGUAAAGAAGAAAGAAAUGAGGUUGCUUAUGGUUGGUCUGGAUGCAGCAGGGAAGACAACAGUCCUCUACAAACUCAAACUCGGUGAAGUUGUCUCAACUAUUCCAACAAUUGGUUUUAACGUGGAGACGGUUGAAUAUAAAAACAUCUCCUUCACGGUUUGGGAUGUUGGUGGUCAGAAUUUACUCCGAGGCCUCUGGAGACAUUACUAUCAUAACACCAAGGGCCUGAUCUUUGUGGUGGACAGCAGUGAUCGUGACCGGAUUGAAACGGCAGCAGAGGAACUAAACGCGAUGCUGGCGGAGGACGAGAUGAGAGACGCGGUUCUGUUAGUUCUUGCUAACAAGCAGGAUUUACCCAAAGCCAUGCCGGUCCACGAGCUGACAGACAGACUGGGUUUACACGCACUGAGAGGAAGACAGUGGUUUGUUCAGGCCACAUGUGCGGUUCAAGGAUCAGGUUUAUAUGAAGGACUGGAUUGGCUCUCGGAUCAACUGUCCAAACAACCAUAAUGCUGGAACUUUAUUUUUUGGGUUUUUUUGGCCUGAUGCUUCCGAACUAAAUACUGUAAUUGAAUGUAACAGCCUCCAGCUGUUUAUUAUAUCAAAAGCAUUUUGAUUUAUUAAUAUUAAAUCAAAACUGUAUAUUUAUUGUGAUGUUAAUUCUGAACAGGUUUAGUUCAUUUUUUCAAAGGAAGAAAAAACGUUGAAAGCUUUGAAAGACUUAUUUUAAUAUGUGUUUUGUUGUGUCUGGACUUUGAAACAAUAAGCUGAUGUCUGCCUGGAAAAUAUAUACAUAUAUGUGUGUGUGUGUGUGUCCUACCUAUUCAAAUAUCUCCAAUAAAUGAUGUAUUUAU
Molecule: messenger RNA, 1055 nt
Organism: Onychostoma macrolepis
Lineage: Eukaryota; Metazoa; Chordata; Actinopteri; Cypriniformes; Cyprinidae
Product: ADP-ribosylation factor 4-like
Exons: 5
Coding region: 166-711 (181 amino acids)
Biological process (GO): vesicle-mediated transport; intracellular protein transport
Cellular component (GO): cytoplasm; plasma membrane
Molecular function (GO): GTPase activity; GTP binding
Source: RefSeq, a predicted model, not a curated record